CCCCCGGCGGCACAAACCGUCUCCCGCGCCUGCUUCCCCCCAUGGGCUCCGUUUCGCUCAAGUGGGCCCCGGAAGAUCCAGCUACUCGCGUGCAUCCACGUGGCACUGGCCGUCGAACCGGCUAUAAAUCCCCCGCCCCGGGCGCUCCUCCCCGAUCACACCCCAGAGCAGCGCAGCCGCCUCCUUCCUCCUCUUCUCCCUCUCUCUCGCGCUGCUCUUCGCGUUCCGUUCCAGGAGAGCAGUGAGGCAGGUAGAUAGUGGUGGUCGAUCGACCGAGAGGGUAGGGCAGGGGAGGGGAGGCAAGAUGUUCAUCGAGAGCUUCCGCGUGGAGAGCCCGAACGUGCGGUACGGCCCGUCGGAGAUCGAGUCGGAGUACCGGUACGACACGACGGAGCUGGUGCACGAGGGCAAGGACGGCGCCUCCCGCUGGGUCGUCCGCCCCAAGUCCGUCAAGUACUACUUCCGGACCAGCACCGCCGUCCCCAAGCUCGGGGUGAUGCUCGUAGGGUGGGGCGGCAACAACGGGUCCACGCUGACGGCUGGGGUCAUCGCCAACAGGGAGGGGAUCUCAUGGGCGACCAAGGACAAGGUGCAGCAAGCCAACUACUUCGGCUCCCUCACCCAGGCCUCCACCAUCAGGGUUGGCAGCUACAACGGGGAGGAGAUCUACGCGCCGUUCAAGAGCCUCCUGCCCAUGGUAAACCCUGAUGACAUUGUGUUUGGAGGCUGGGACAUUAGCAACAUGAACCUGGCCGAUGCCAUGACCAGGGCCAAGGUGCUGGACAUUGACCUGCAGAAGCAGCUCAGGCCAUACAUGGAGUCCAUGGUGCCACUUCCCGGCAUCUAUGAUCCCGACUUCAUCGCAGCAAACCAGGGUUCUCGCGCCAACAAUGUCAUCAAGGGCACCAAGAAAGAGCAGGUUGACCAGAUCAUCAAGGACAUCAGGGAGUUCAAGGAGAAGAACAAGGUGGACAAGGUAGUUGUGCUGUGGACUGCAAACACUGAAAGGUACAGCAAUGUCUGUACUGGUCUCAACGACACAGUGGAGAACCUCCUGAAAUCUGUAGACAAGAACGAGGCGGAGAUCUCACCGUCGACGUUGUAUGCCAUUGCCUGUGUCACGGAGGGUGUACCAUUCAUCAAUGGAAGCCCCCAGAACACCUUUGUGCCUGGGCUGAUUGACCUUGCUAUCAAGAACAACUGCUUGAUUGGAGGAGAUGAUUUCAAGAGUGGACAGACCAAGAUGAAGUCUGUUUUGGUUGAUUUCCUUGUUGGUGCUGGAAUUAAGCCCACCUCAAUUGUGAGCUACAACCACUUGGGAAACAAUGAUGGCAUGAACCUGUCGGCCCCUCAAACAUUCCGGUCCAAGGAGAUCUCCAAGAGCAAUGUGGUGGAUGACAUGGUCUCAAGCAACGCUAUCCUUUAUGAGCCCGGCGAGCAUCCUGAUCACGUUGUCGUGAUCAAGUAUGUGCCGUACGUUGGGGACAGCAAGAGAGCCAUGGAUGAGUACACCUCUGAGAUCUUCAUGGGCGGCAAGAACACCAUCGUUCUGCACAACACCUGCGAGGACUCGCUCCUCGCCGCACCAAUCAUUCUUGAUCUGGUGCUCCUGGCUGAGCUCAGCACCAGGAUUCAGCUAAAAGCUGAGGGAGAGGAGAAGUUCCACUCCUUCCACCCAGUGGCCACCAUCCUGAGCUACCUCACCAAGGCACCCCUGGUUCCCCCCGGCACGCCGGUGGUGAACGCCCUAGCGAAGCAGAGGGCGAUGCUGGAGAACAUCAUGAGGGCCUGCGUCGGGCUGGCCCCUGAGAACAACAUGAUCCUGGAGUACAAGUGAGCGCUGCGGGCGGGCGCCUACUGGAAGGGAACAAGAAAGGCGAGACUAGCUAUGGGACUGUGUUGGCUUCUCGUUUGUUUUUUUUGCCUUCUUUCCUGCUCAUUGUUGUACAAGUAUGGGUUUGUUCGUCAGGUCGUAAUUAUCAGGGCUCUGCUAUUAGCGGCACGAAUCCUGUAACUGUGUCGUAUGAUAAUGUACUGAGGGUGCUAGUUCCCCUCUCUAUUCCUAAGGGACUCCUACUAGUGUUCGUUGCAAAUAUGUGUUCAUC
Panicum virgatum (switchgrass) is the source of this 2105-nucleotide messenger RNA. RefSeq names its product inositol-3-phosphate synthase-like. Gene Ontology annotation, molecular function: inositol-3-phosphate synthase activity. Gene Ontology annotation, biological process: inositol biosynthetic process; phospholipid biosynthetic process. Gene Ontology annotation, cellular component: cytoplasm. The record is from RefSeq and is a predicted model, not a curated record. Lineage: Eukaryota; Viridiplantae; Streptophyta; Magnoliopsida; Poales; Poaceae. The transcript has 10 exons. The coding region runs from base 305 to 1837 and encodes 510 amino acids.